This is a messenger RNA of Coffea arabica (coffee), 1394 nucleotides long. Lineage: Eukaryota; Viridiplantae; Streptophyta; Magnoliopsida; Gentianales; Rubiaceae. The record is from RefSeq and is a predicted model, not a curated record.
UUGAACUGUAUAUCUGCCUUUAUCUCAUUCGUUGCAAGAUGGUUCAAGUUCUUGUAAAUUUUCCUUUAACUUGCAUUCAGCCUAAUUUGAAUAUACUCAAAACCAAUUCAAGAUCAGGACCUCUUCAUCAUGCGUAUCGUGUCCAAAAAACUUGGCAAACAAGAUGCAGUAAUCAAUCUGCAGAGCUGACGAUCGACCGCCGGACAGCUAAUUACCAGCCGAGUUCGUGGAGUCAUAUUCUCUUCGAGCCGACUAGUGAGACAGAUAAUGAGUGGGAAAAUCAGACAAAGAUUUUAAAUAAGUUGGAGAGCGAAGUUGGCAGCAUGCUUGAUUGUGAAGACUUGGAGCCACAGGCUCUGAUUGAACUGAUUAAUGACAUCGACCAGCUUGGCCUCUCUUACCGAUACAGGCAAAAAAUUAAAAAUGCCCUUAAUAAGCUUCGAGAUUUGGAGGAUGCAACUGGAGAUAAAAUUAAGAGUAGUCUACAUACUUCAGCUCUCUAUUUCAGGUUGCUUAGGCAACAUGGUUUUGAGGUUUCCCCAGAUGUCUUUGAGAGAUUCAAGGACCAAAAUGGCAACUUCAAUGAAGACCUUUCCCGGGAAGUUCGAGGAAUUUUGAGCUUGUUUGAGGCUUCACAUCUUGCAUAUGAAGAAGAGAAUAUACUAAACGAGGCCAAAUCAUUCACAAGUCUACUUCUUAAGGAUUCCAAAAAGCUGGUUGGGGCAAACAUGUCAGAACAAAUAACUCAUGCUUUGGAGCUUCCGUAUCACCAUAGAAUGCGAAGGCUAGAAGCUAGGAGGAAUAUUGAAGCAUAUGCUCAAAGAGGUGAGAAAAAUCAAGUGCUACUCGAGUUAGCCAAGCUAGACUUCAACUUGGUUCAGACUAAGUUCCAAAGUGAUGUUCAAGAAGUAUCGAGGUGGUGGAAAGUUAUGGGCUUAGCAGACAAGUUGGACUUUGCAAGAGACCGGCUAAUGGAAAGCUUCUUUUGGUCAGUUGGAAUGGCCUUUGAGCCACAAUUUAGUAAAUGCCGAACGGCAGUAACCAAAGCCCUUACGCUGAUCACUGUCCUGGAUGAUAUCUAUGAUAUUUAUGGUUCCCUAGAUGAACUCGAGCAAUUUACAGAUGCCGUUGUUAGAUGGGAUCUUGAUGCUAUGAAAGAUCUUCCCGAAUAUAUGAAAUUGUUCUUCCUUGCUCUUUACAAUACCAUAAACGAUUUGGCUUAUGAAACUCUCAAGGAAAAAGGAGAGAUGAUAAUUCCUUGCCUGAAAAAGCAUGGGCAGAUAUGUGCAAAUCAUUCUUACAAGAAGCUCAAUGGUAUCACAAGAAAGGUACUCCAACCUUUGAGGAGUAUAUGGAAAAUGGAUGGAUUUCAUCAGGUGGCGCUGUGCUAUUAA